UUCAAAGCUGUACAAAAUGGCCAAGCAAAGCACUGGUGUGUGUUGUGGCAUUUGUGUUAAUGUUUGUUAGAAUGGAGUUUCUGCAAGGUGUGUUAGUGGUGGUUGUGCUUGUUGCAUUUGAUCUGCCUGAUGCGUGGGGAAGUUUGAGGUACAGUCAAAGUCCAAGAAGCAUGAGGCCAAAAUCAGAUCCAGCUUCCAGAAGUCCUGGCCUUUCUCCUCUAGGGCUCUGGAACCCUUUGCAAGUGGCUUCUCAGAGUCCUCUGAGUCCUGUCUCAAGAAACCUUGCACAGGAUCCUUUUGGUCUUCAGGAGAAGCAGCUGUUGCAGGGUCCAGUGAAGCCUUUGGAUUGGAGGUAUCCCACUGUUCCUGAAGUGCAGAGAGAGUUGGCGGUGGACUUCCAGUUGAGGCAACCUGUGACUCCCAGCAGUGUAGCUGUUCAAUGCAGUGAGAACCGGGUUCUUGUAGAGGUCCAGCAGGACUUGUUCAGCAAUGGUCAGUUGAUCCAGCCAACUGGUUUGUCUCUAGGUGGAUGUCCUGUUGUUGGUCAGGACACUGAGUCUAGGGUGCUCAUCUUUGAGUAUGAACUACAGGACUGCAACAGCGUGCAGAUGAUGAAUGAGGAUGAGCUUGUUUACACCUUCUCUCUUACCUACACCCCUGAGGCACUUGCUGGUACUCCCAUUACCCGGGCUGAUGGUGCAAUUGUUGGAGUUCAAUGCCAUUAUCAAAGGCUUCAAAAUGUAAGCAGUAAUGCCUUGAGGCCAACAUGGGUCCCUUAUGCCUCAGCGGAGGUUGGUGAAGAAGUCUUGCUGUUCUCCCUGAAGCUCAUGAUGGAUGAUUGGUCCUAUCAGAGGCCUUCAAACUCUUACUUUCUGGGUGGCGUUAUUAACGUUGAGGCGUCUGUGAAGGUGUACAACCAUGUGCCUCUGCGUGUGUUUGUGGACCGCUGUGUGGCCACUCAAGGACCUGAUGUGAACACCCUUCCGAGAUAUUCCUUCAUUGAGAAUCAUGGGUGCUUUGUGGAUGCCAAGGCUACAGCUUCCAGCUCCCGCUUUAUGCCUCGGUCUCAGGAAGACAAGAUCCAGUUCCAGCUGGAGGCGUUCAUGUUCCAGGAGAGCUCCAGUCCUUAUAUCUACAUAACAUGUAUGUUGAAGGCAACUAUUGCUUCUGUACCCAGUGAUGCUCUGCGCAAAUCCUGUUCCUUCGCCAAUGGGUGGUCUGCUGCUGAUGGAAACCACCAAGUUUGUGGUUGCUGUGACUCAACAUGUGGUCCUGAUGGUGAAUUUGCGGCUGCUCCCUAUGGAGGCAUUCAGUGGGAAGGCAAGGCAUCACUUGGUCCUGUAAUGGUUCAAGGGCGAAAAGCUGUUUCUCAAUCUAAAAGGGGAGGAGCCACCUUAAUUCAAAGCUGUACAAAAUGGCCAAGCCAAACACUGGUGUGUGUUGUGGCAUUUGUGUUAAUGUUUGUUAGAAUGGAGUUUCUGCAAGGUGUGUUAGUGGUGGUUGUGCUUGUUGCAUUUGAUCUGCCUGAUGCAUGGGGAAGUUUGAGGUACAGUCAAAGUCCAAGAAGCAUGAGGCCAAAAUCAGAUCCAGCUUCCAGAAAUCCUGCCCUUUCUCCUCUAGAGCUCUGGAACCCUUUGCAAGUGGUUUCUCAGUUUCAGAGUCCUCUGAGUCCUGUCUCCAGAAACCUUGCACAGGAUCCUUUUGGCCUUCAAGAGAAGCAGCUGUUGCAAGGUCCAGUGAAACCUUUGGAUUGGAGGUAUCCUGUUGUUCCUGAAGUGCAGAGAGAGUUGGCAGUGGACUUUCAGUUGAGGCAACCUGUGACUCCCAGCAGUGUAGCUGUUCAAUGCAGUGAGAACCGGGUUCUUAUAGAGGUCCAGCAGGACUUCUUCAGCAAUGGUCAACUAAUCCAGCCAACUGGUCUGUCUCUAGGUGGAUGUUCUGUUGUUGGUCAGGACACUGAGGCUAGAGUGCUCAUCUUCGAGUAUGAACUACAGGACUGCAACAGUGUGCUGAUGAUUAAUGAGGAUGAGCUUGUCUACACCUUCUCUCUUACCUACACCCCUGAGGCACUUGCUGGAACUCCAAUUACCCGGGCUGAUGGUGCAGUUGUUGGCAUUCAAUGCCAUUAUCAAAGGCUUCACAAUGUAAGCAGUAAUGCCUUGAGGCCAACAUGGAUCCCUUAUGCCUCAACGGAGGUUGGUGAAGAAGUCUUGCUGUUCUCCCUGAAGCUCAUGAUGGAUGAUUGGUCCUAUCAGAGGCCUUCAAACUCUUACUUUCUGGGUGGUGUUGUUAAUGUUGAGGCGUCUGUGAAGGUGUACAAUCAUGUGCCUCUGCGUGUGUUUGUGGACAGCUGUGUGGCCACUCAAGGACCUGAUGUGAACUCCCUUCCGAGAUAUUCCUUCAUUGAGAAUCACGGGUGCUUUGUGGAUGCCAAGGCUACAGGUUCCAGCUCCCGCUUCAUGCCUCGGUCCCAGGAGGACAAGAUCCAGUUCCAGCUGGAGGCAUUCAUGUUCCAGGAGAGCUCCAAUCCUUAUAUCUACAUUACAUGUAUUCUGAAGGCAACCAUUGCUUCUGUACCAAGUGAUGCUCAGCGCAAAUCCUGUUCCUUCACCAAUAGGUGGUUUGCUGCUGAUGGAAACGACCAAGUUUGUGGUUGCUGUGACUCAACAUGUGGUCCUGAUGGUGGAAUUUGCUGCUUCUCCCUAUGGAGGUCUUCAGUGGAAAGGCAAGGCUUCACUUGGUCCUGUAAUGGUUCAAGAGCGAAAGACUGUUUCUCAAUAAAACUCAAAAUCAAUCCUUGCAUUUAUCUGACUUGUCAUUUUGCUUCAUGUCUGGUUGAACUGUUGACUCAAACAGUGCCUCAUUCUGCCAGUGUAGUAAAACUAGUCCUACUGUACCUUUGCCAGUCCCAUACUGAAAAGAACUAUAAUAAUAUAGGUAGGUGAAUGCUCAUCCACUAC
Molecule: messenger RNA, 2960 nt
Organism: Megalobrama amblycephala (Wuchang bream)
Lineage: Eukaryota; Metazoa; Chordata; Actinopteri; Cypriniformes; Xenocyprididae
Biological process (GO): positive regulation of acrosome reaction; egg coat formation; binding of sperm to zona pellucida
Cellular component (GO): extracellular matrix
Molecular function (GO): acrosin binding
Source: RefSeq, a predicted model, not a curated record